Mya arenaria is the source of this 3323-nucleotide messenger RNA. Its product is annotated as transmembrane protein 135-like. Lineage: Eukaryota; Metazoa; Mollusca; Bivalvia; Myida; Myidae. The transcript has 13 exons. The coding region runs from base 6 to 1421 and encodes 471 amino acids. The record is from RefSeq and is a predicted model, not a curated record.
CCAAGAUGGUGGCCCCCAGUAAACCUACUUUGUUGACAUACACUUGUUAUGAAUUGGGGCAUACAUGGACACCAUCUUGCACGAAGGCUUCAUUUGAUGUCGCAAAAGAUGUUUCAAAAGAGGCAUUUAAAAUCUAUGGGUCCUUGUAUCUUAUUGCAGCCAUUGUUCGUCGGAAGGGCAAGAAGUAUUUCCGCGACAAGUUUUGGCGGGAGCUGGCCCAGUCGACCCUGUUCCUAACCACCAACGGCACUCUGUUCAUAACAUGUUUCUGCAUAUGGAGGAAACUUGUUGGCAGUUUCUAUUACGUGAACACACUAGCUUUUAUCCCGUCAAUGAUGGCAACCCUUGUGGCCAUUAUCUUGGAAAGGAAGUCCAGGAGAGGGUUACUUGCAAUGUACACUGGGAACUUGGCACUUGAGACAGUAUGGCGAAUGUUGAAGGCGCGUGGCUGGGUCAAGUCCAUUCCAAAUGGAGAGGUUCUGAUGUUCAGUGUGGCAACAGCUAUUUACUUGUAUUAUUUCAAAAAGCAGAAUGGCCUGCCUUCCGGUACAGAGUCAAUGUUCAAAAUGGUGUUCGGAUCAAUCGAAACACUGCCAGAGAAAUCCGACGAUGACGAGGAUGAUAUGGAAACGGAACAGGAGUUCCCCAUGAGCAGAAAUGGACCUGGGCCCGGAGCCCGUUCUACUACCAGAAGCCAUCCAGCCUUGAAUAUGGUGGCCCCGUUAUUGAGAGCGGUGGAGCCAAUGGUCUCCUGGCUUAAACAUCGCCCGUCUCACCCUGUGUGCCAACACAAACACUCUUGUGCCUUCUACGUGAUACAGGGAGCUGUUCGGAUGUUUGGUAUAGGAUAUGGUGUUCAGGCUGUGAUAAAACUGCUGAGUUCAUUACCCGGCGUGUUCAAGCGACCCAAAACUGUGAUAUCGGCCCUCAUGAACAAAGCAAAUGUUCAGCUAGGAGCAUUCCUGGCCAGCCUUGUUGGUAUUUAUAGGGCAUUAAACUGUGUUCUCCGCUGGCUACGAGACCGAGAUGACAGUCUACAUGGACUGGUUGCUGGCUUUGUGGCCGGAUGGUCCAUGAUGUACUACAAAAGCUCAACUAUAGCCUUAUACACAGCUUCCAAAGUUGCAGAGAUGAUGUAUUUCAAAGGUAUUGCAGUGGGCAAGCUGCCAUAUAUCCAGUGUGCUGACAUUAUCCUCUACAGUAUAUCUACAUCUAUUGUCUUCCAUGCUGCUGUUCUUGAACCACACAAUCUACGCCCUGCCUACUGGAAGUUCCUUAUGCGAGUAACAGGAAACAAAUUUGCUGGAAUGAACCGUCGCCUGCUGGACCCGUACAUUACCAACUGUUCCAAGCUGUAUCCAGAUUACUGGCCAGACUACGACAUGCGCUUUACAAACCUUGUAAAACCACCGGCCUCCUGAUGGUCCUCCGGACAGUAGCGCUGUGAAAUUUGUGAUAGUUUUAUCAGGCACACCAAAGAGCCUGGGACCCUGCUAAAUCAAUAACUAUCUUGUGAAUCAUAAAUUAUGUCAUAGUUUCAAAUUUUUGCUACAUAUUUAUGUGAAAUGACUUUUAGUCAGCAUUGAAAUUGGACACAAUGCUGAGAAAAAAAAAAAAUUGUUUUGCCAUAAGUAACGUUUACGUUGAUUGAAGAUAAUAGGGCCCUCAGUUCAAUAAAAACCUUAGUUGUGAUGUUAUAUUUUCUUGGUGUCUGGUUUUUGAGUGACAUGGACUUUUGCCAGCAUUAAAUUUGAAAAUAAAUAAGGAAAAAGAAAAAAAACACUUUCUGCCAUAUUUAAGAUUUUUGAAGCUUGACAACAAAGAUCUUUUUUGUAACAGGGCCCGCAGUCUGUCAUCAAACAGGAUGCAACUUUAUAUAAAAUUAUGCAUGCAUCACCUGUGAUCGGUUAUAAGACUCAUUUUAUUCUUGAUUCGUUGCUCACUUAAGCUUCUGUUUUGUCUUAAGCUAAGCUUAGUUUACUGAUUAAUAUUAUACAUGUGGUAAUUCUAUGUUCUAAAUUUCAACAAUUCAUGUAUAUUAUUAUGCUGUUUGAUUUUUAAAAUCAAUUAGUUACUGACUUGUUUUUAUGCAUUAUUAAUUUACCAGGGUAGAAAAAUACGACCAGAAGUAUUAAUGGCUCAGGACUUUUCUUCAAUCGAAUAACAUUAAGAAUACAUUGUAUAUACUUCACUUUUUAAAAAAUAACUUGUUGCCAUAAUCAUCUAUAUAAAUGAUUUACAUAAUUAUGAGGUAUAUAUAACAUCUGUCAUGAGUUGUCCCAUAAAACAUAAUUAUAUUUAAAGAGUUCAGGAAUUUUGUUAGUAAGCAAGCUUUUGGCGAGUUCACUUAAAUCUUUUCUUGAUGAGUAAAAUAAAGUUGUAAAUAUUGAAUGAUGAUAAAUGUUUCUUUUUAUUGCAUGCUUUUCCCAGUGUACAUGCAGUGCUAAUGAGCCAAAUACCAUAAAGUAUAAUGCCAAAUUCUAUGCUACAUGCAUUUCAGAAAAGAUAUAGCUGAUUGUUUUAAUUCUGUUUAUGAAUAGAAUGCAUACCAAAAUGAUAUUAGGUAUUUCUAUAAAGGUUGCAAAAUAAAAAAAAUCAAAUUUUUAUUUGGAAUUUGAUACAUUUUAGCAACAAACAAACCCUUUUCACAAGAUAAUAUAUCUUAUCAUCUGUGAUUAAUAUAAUAUUGAUGAUUUUGUUUUUAGUUGAUACUAAAACAUUUUUGAAAGUGUGUUAUGUUGUCUGCAAGUGUUAAAUAUACUGUAUCUUAUAACAUACAGCUAUGGUGCCUCUGUAAGCUUCAGGAUUAUGUAUGAUGUAUACCUUCCACCUUCGAUUGUCCGGUCACCAAUUGAUUGGCCCAACCCUUAUCAAGCUAGAUUUGUGAAAAGGUUUUCUGCUAAUUCAUUGGAUUAUGUGACCAUGUGCUGUUAUUAACAUUAAGAAAUGGUUUGACGGAUGACUGUGUUUGUAAAAAAAAUGGUCAAGUCAUGAAUUUGAAGUGUUUGUGCCAAAUUGCAGCUCUUGGAGAAGAGGACAAUUACCUGUAUACUCUUUAUUAUCAAUAUCAAUCAUGAAUGUUGUAUCUCAUUCCGAUAUUAUUUGAAAUUGCUGUUCAACUAAGUAAGGAAUUUAUUUAGUGUAUGUAUUACACAAAGAUUUUAUGAUUGUUUAGACGUUUUAUUUUUCCUUUUUGUAGAAAUUAUAAAUUCAAUGAUGUUAAAUUAAUAAUUCUCGACUAUUGAAAACAUUUUUGUAAUUAGCAUUUUAUAAAUCAAAUUUUGUAUCAAAUCAUGAAAAUGCAAUAAAUGUUAUCAAAAAUA